Messenger RNA from Malaclemys terrapin pileata, 3129 nucleotides. RefSeq names its product rho guanine nucleotide exchange factor 15-like. The record is from RefSeq and is a predicted model, not a curated record. Lineage: Eukaryota; Metazoa; Chordata; Testudines; Emydidae. Gene Ontology annotation, molecular function: protein binding; guanyl-nucleotide exchange factor activity. Gene Ontology annotation, biological process: activation of GTPase activity. Bases 288 to 3116 code for a protein of 942 amino acids. The transcript is spliced from 18 exons.
CGCCUGGCGGCGUCUGCGGGACAAAGGCGGCGUGUGCGGAGCCCGGAUCGCGGGCGGGACCCAGCGGCCCGGGGGGUCCGUGCGCCCCAGGACGGACCGUGCGCCCCGGAUCGGGCCCCCGGGGUCCCGGCGCCCCCUGAAGGCGGCCGCAGAGCUGGGGAGAGAACCCAGGAGUCCGGUCUCCAGCCCCCGCCCCCCACGUGAGGGACAGGGGCAGGAAAUGGGGGCGGAGGAAGCAGAGUAGGGGGGGCCGGCAGAGCCAGAGCUGCAGCAUCAGUCAGGUGACCAUGUCGUCGAUGGACCCCCUGCCCCCCGCCCUGCCCCCCGCCCAGAAGCCCACCCGCAUCAUGAAGCCACGUCCCCCCUCGUGGUCGCGGCCCUGCUCGUCCCCCCAGCAGGAUGUGGCCCCCCGCCUGGAUCCAUCCCCCGGUGGGGAGCAGGGCCCGGGCAACGUCCGCAAGAUGGUGGGGCGCUUUGAGCACCGGGCGGGCGGGGGCCCGGCGCCCAGCCCCCCCACAGAGAAUGGGGCCCAGCGCCCCCCGCAGACGCCUCUGGGGAUGGAGCUCGGUCUGGGGCAGGACGCUGGGGGGCAGCCCCCCAGCCCGGAGCCCCUGGGCGCCUGCCCCCCACGCUGCCCCUGCGGCUGCCAUCGGCGCCGGCCUGGCAUGGUGCUAGUGUGGGUGCUGGCGCCCGAGGGGGAGGAGCCAGGCUCGGACGGCUCCGCCUCCACCGAUGAGGAGGGCCCCCUCUUCCGGCGCCUGCUGGAGGUCACCACCCCUGCCCCCCAGUCCCGCUGGUCCCCCCUCCAGCCUCCCGCCCCGCCCCCCGAGGACGGCAGCGUGGUCCUGACCAGUUACCGCUCCACCGCCCAGCUCAACGGGGUCCCGGCGCGGGCCAAGCCCCCACGCCGGGCCAAGGGGGGGGUGCCCCAGGCGGACAGGCCCCCCCCGGCCGUGCCCCCCAAGACCCCAGGGAAGCCCCUGCGCAGGGCCCUGGACCCCCAGCCUCCUGCCCAGCCCCCCCAAGCCCCUCCAAUCCCUGCCAAACCGUGCCCCCCACUCCCACCUGUCCAGGCCUCCCAUGACCCCCCAAUUGCUGCCAAACUGUGCCCCACGGCCCCGCCUGCCCUGCCCCCCCAUGACCCCCCAAUCGCUGCCAAACCGUGCCCCACGGCCCCGCCUGCCCUGCCCCCCCAUGACCCCCCAAUCGCUGCCAAACCGUGCCCCCCACUCCCACCUGUCCAGGCCCCCCAUGACCCCCCAAUUGCUGCCAAACCAUGCCCCACGGCCCCGCCUGCCCUGCCCCCCCAUGACCCCCCAAUCGCUGCCAAACCGUGCCCCACGGCCCCGCCUGCCCUGCCCCCCCACGACGCCCCAGUCCCUGCCAAGACAUGUUCUCUACCGCCGCCCCCUACCCACCCGCCCCCCUCUUCCCAGCCUCCGCCUCCCCCUCAGAAGGAGGGCGCCCCAGCGCGGGGGAAUGGACCCUGCCAAGGAGACUCCGAUGGACACAGUCUGGAGCCAGAGCUGCCGAGGGACAGGUGCUGCCCGUCCCCGAAGGGCCCCGGCUGGGGGCUGCCCCUGCAGGACGAGCCCCUGUACCAAACGUACCGCCAGGCCGUCAUCCGCAAGGAGCUGCACCGCCAGACCCUGCCCCGCAGCGCCAGCCUGACCAGCUGGGACGGGGACCCGGCCCCCCCGGCCCCCCCCAGCGCCCCGGCCCCCCAAAGCACCCUCUGGCAGGACCUGCCGGCCGUGCGGGAGAGCGGCCUGCUCCGGCGCCUCAGCCCCCAGGAGUGCAAGAUGCAGGAGAGCCUGUUCGAGGUGCUGACGUCGGAGGCCUCAUACCAGCGCUCACUGCGCCUGCUGGCCGAGCACUUUGUGGGGUCGCGGGCGCUGGGCGAGACGCUGGUGCCCCGCGAGCGCCAGGCCCUGUUCUCCAGCAUCCUGCGGAUCCAGGAGAUCAGCGCCAGGUUCCUGGCGGCGCUCGAGCGGCGCGUGGCCGAGAACCUGCAGAUCCAGGACGUGAGCGACGUGGUGGCCGCCCACGCCCGGCGCGACUUCUCCGCCUACAUCGACUACGUCCGCAACCAGCCCUACCAGGAGAAGGAGUACAGCGCCCUCAUGGAGCGAAACGGGCCCUUUGCGGCGGUGCUGGGCCGGCUGCAGGCGCAUCCCGUGUGCCAGCGUCUGCCCCUGCUCUCCUUCCUCCUGCUGCCCUUCCAGCGCAUCACCCGUCUCAAGAUGCUCCUCGAGAACAUCCUGCGCCGGGCGGAGGAGGGCUCGGAGCGGGAGAGAAAUGCGUUGGAUGCCCUGGCCUGCAUCUCCCAGAUCAUUGAGGAGUGCAACUCGGAGGUGGGGCGCAUGCGGCAGACGGAGGAGCUCAUUGAGAUUGCUGGGCGCAUCGACUUCGACCGGCUCAAGGCGGUGCCCAUCAUCUCGCAGAGCCGGCGGCUGGAGAAGCAGGGGGCGCUGGCCGAGGUGCUGCCCCGGGGGUCCCUGUUCGGCACCAGGCCCCGGACGGUUCCCAUCCACCUCUUCCUCUUCAGCGACCUGCUGCUCGUCACCCAGCGCAAGAGCGCGGGGCGCUUCGUGGUGCUGGACUACGGGCACCGGUCGCUGGUGUCGGUGCAGGGGGUGGGGCAGCCCCCCCCGGCGCCUGGCCUGGCCCAGGCCUUUUACCUCACGCUACUGGAGAACCACUGCGGCCAGGCCUGCGAGCGCCUCUGCCGGGCCCCCAGCCAGUCGGACAUGCACCGAUGGAUGGAGGCCUUUCCCCAGCACGGCGCCCCCCCCAGCCAGCCCCAGGAGACCAUCUACGAGGACUGGGACUGCCCCCAGGUGCAGUGCGUGGAGCCCUACCUGGCCAGGCAGGCCGAUGAGCUGAGCCUGGAGCCGGCCGACGUUGUCAACGUGCUGCGCAAAACGAGCGAGGGCUGGUGCCAGGGCCUGCGACUGGGCGACGGUCACAAGGGCUGGUUCCCGGCCAGCCACGUGCAGGAGAUCACCAGUGAGCACGUCCGCCGGCGCAACCUGCGUGAGAGACACCGGCUCCUCCAGGCCGCCCGGCAGCUGCAGCUCAGCCGCCUCACCACCGGCAAGGCAGACUCUGCCUGAGCCGGGCACGGGA